GCGGCGGGCGGUUAGAGUCCUCGCCCCGCCCCUUGCUCACGCCCCGCUCCCGCACUUGGAGGCGUGAGCAAGCUGGACCCAGCGCUGGGCGCCGGUUAACACCCACUCCCCGUCGCGGGUACCAUGGAGGCGGCGGUGUGUACCGAAAUCGAACCGGAGGAUGGCGACAGCAGCUGCGGCGAUGUGUGUUUCAUGGACAAAGGCCUGCACAGUAUAUCGGAGUUAUCUUUAGAUUCAUCCCUUCAUGCCAUCAAUUUGCAUUGUAAUAACAUCUCCAAGAUCUCAUCCAUUGACCACAUUUGGAACCUACGACAUUUAGAUCUGUCGUCUAAUCAAAUAAGUCAAAUUGAAGGCCUGAACACACUGACAAAGCUAUGCACGUUAAACUUGUCCUGCAAUUUGAUCACAAGAGUGGAAGGACUUGAAGCACUGGUUAAUCUGACAAGACUGAAUUUGUCUUAUAAUCAUAUAAGUGAUCUUAGUGGGUUGAUGCCCCUUCAUGGACUAAAAUAUAAACUUAGAUAUAUUGAUCUACAUAGUAAUUAUAUAGAUAGCAUCCAUCACUUACUUCAGUGUACAGUAGGAUUGCACUUCCUAACCAAUCUUAUUUUAGAGAAAGAUGGAGAAGGUAAUCCUGUCUGUCUUAUACCAGGGUACCGAGCAAUCAUUCUCCAGACUUUACCACAACUGAGAAUCUUAGAUUGCAAGAAUAUAUUUGGUGAGCCAGUAAGUUUAGAAGAAAUAAACUCAUCACACCUACAAUGCUUAGAAGGUCUUUUGGAUAACUUAGUUUCUUCUGAUUCCCCACUGAAUAUAAGUGAAGAUGAGGUCAUUGAUAAUAUGUCAGCACCACCAAUGGAUGUGUUGCCUCCUUUGAAGGAAUUUCCAAGUACACCAGAAGAAACAGUUUUGGCCUCACUUUUAUCUGUGUGUCCAUCUUCUGAACCAGAAAAAAUUAAUCAUGAAAACGAUUUUCAGAAUGAGGUGAAACUUCAGAAAUUAGAUGAUCAAAUCCUACAGCUUCUCAAUGAAACUAAUAAUUCCUUAAUAGAUAAUGUUCCUGAGAAAGACCUCAGACCAAAAAGAGACACAGAUGUAACUUCUGAAAGUGACUAUGGAAACAGAAAAGAGUGCAGCAGAAAAGUUCCCAGAAGAACUAAAAUCCCAUAUUAUGCCAGAACCAUUCAAACGAUUAAGCACCACAAUAAAAACAAUGGUGCUUUUGUAAGUUGUAAUCGUAAAAUGAGACAGCCUUACUUUAGAGAUUUAUACGUAAGAUCAUCUUUAGUAAACUGUAAUAACUUAAGAGAUUUAGAUGAGCAGAAGACUGGCAUAAUUAAAGUAGACAAAAGUGUCUCGGACGACAGCACUUACCGGUCCCUCGUGGAACAAUUAGACCAGGAGAGAGAGAUGAGGUGGAAAGCUGAGCAAACGGAAAAGAAACUUAUGGAUUAUAUUGAUGAGCUACAUAAGCAAGCAGAUGAGAAGAAAGAUGUUCACAGCCAGGCUCUCAUUACCACAGACAGACUAAAGGAUGCUAUUUUUAAGGAGAGACAUUGCAAGGCUCAACUUGAAAUUAUAGUUCACAGACUUCAAAAUGAAGUUAAAAAACUAACUAUUGAAUUAAUGAAAGCGCGAGAUCAACAGGAAGAUCACAUCAGACACCUGAGGACCCUGGAAAGGGCAUUGGAAAAAAUGGAGAAGCAGAAAGCGCAGCAGCAACAGGCACAGAUAAGACUGAUCCAAGAGGUGGAGCUCAAAGCCUCAGCUGCUGAUCGCGAAAUAAACUUACUUCGAACUUCUCUUCACCAAGAAAAGCAGCAAGUACAACAACUUCAUGAACUUCUGGCAUUGAAAGAAAAGGAACACAGGCAAGAAAUUGAAACUCGGGAGUUUUUCACUGAUGCUGAGUUCCAGGAUGCAUUAGCUAAACAAUUGUCCAAAGAAGAAAGAAAACAUGAGCAAGAAGUAAAAGAAUACCAAGAAAAAAUUGAUAUAUUAAACCAACAGUAUUUGGAUUUAGAAAAUGAAUUCCGUAUUGCUUUAACUGUGGAAGCUAGAAGAUUUAAAGAUGUUCAAGAUGGCUUUGAAGACGUUGCAACUGAGUUAGCGAAGAGUAAGCAUGCUCUGAUCUGGGCUCAACGGAAAGAAAACGAAUCUUCCUCUUUAAUUAAAGAUCUGACCUGUAUGGUGAAGGAACAGAAGACAAAGCUCUCAGAAGUCUGCAAACUGAAGCAGGAAGCAGCAGCAAAUUUACAGAAUCAAAUCAACACUCUGGAAAUUUUGAUUGAAGAUGACAAGCAGAAGAGCAUUCAAAUAGAACUUCUCAAACAUGAAAAAAACCAGCUUAUUUCUGAGCUGGCAGCCAAAGAGUCACUGAUUUAUGGCUUACGGACUGAGAGAAAAGUAUGGGGUCAUGAACUGGCAUGUCAGAGCUCAUCUCUAUCCCAAGGUCGUGGGAAAUUAGAAGCCCAAAUUGAAAGUUUAUGCAGAGAAAAUGAAUCUCUGAGAAAAACCCAUGAAAGUGACUGUGAUGCCUUGAGAAUAAAGUGCAAGAUCAUCGAGGACCAAACGGAAACCAUUCGGAAACUGAAAGACGGUUUACAAGAAAAAGAUGGGCAAAUCAAAUCGCUACAAGAACAGAUCACUCUCAUAGAAAAAUGUUCUCAAGAGCAACUUAAUGAAAAGUCUUCACAACUAGAUUCUAUAGUUGAGAAACUGGAGAGACACAAUGAAAGAAAGGAAAAACUAAAGCAACAGUUAAAAGCAAAGGAAUUAGAACUUGAAGAAAUCAGAAAAGCUUACAGCACACUAAAUAAGAAAUGGCAUGACAAAGGAGAACUCCUCUCUCAUCUUGAAACACAAGUAAAAGAAGUAAAAGAAAAAUUUGAAAACAAGGAAAGGAAACUGAAAGCAGAGAGAGACAAAAGUCUUGAGCUACAAAAGGAUGCAAUGGAAAAGCUUCAGAACAUGGAUGAUGCCUUUAGAAAACAAGUUGAUGCAAUUGUUGAAGCUCAUCAGGCUGAAAUAGUACAGCUAGCAAACGAGAAACAGAAAUAUAUUGAGUGUGCAAAUUUAAAGGUUCAACAAGUUGAAGACGAAAUGCGAGAACUUCUGGAAGAAACAUGCAAGAACAAAAAAAUGAUGGAAGGAAAAAUUAAGCAACUUGCUUGUGCUAUAAGUGAAAUACAGAAAGAAAUGUGAUGUUGGUGGGAACAAGUUUAGUUGAAACGGACCAACAGACCUAUUGUAAAAAUGAUUAAAUAUUGUAACAGUAGUAACUGCUAUGACUUUGAAAUGUCUCUUUCUACACAUUUCAUUAUGAAUAUAUUUUAAGAGACUUGAUGAAAUAUUGUAUAUGUGGGGUUUUUAUAAUAAAGUAUUAUUAAUUAUGUUUA
Molecule: messenger RNA, 3398 nt
Organism: Apodemus sylvaticus (European woodmouse)
Lineage: Eukaryota; Metazoa; Chordata; Mammalia; Rodentia; Muridae
Gene: Lrrcc1
Product: leucine rich repeat and coiled-coil centrosomal protein 1
Exons: 19
Coding region: 124-3204 (1026 amino acids)
Cellular component (GO): centrosome; cytoplasm
Molecular function (GO): protein binding
Source: RefSeq, a predicted model, not a curated record